Messenger RNA from Paramecium sonneborni, 580 nucleotides. The record is from the annotation of a GenBank genome assembly. Lineage: Eukaryota; Ciliophora; Oligohymenophorea; Peniculida; Parameciidae.
AUGUAUUUAAAAUCUCUGUAUUUAUUUUAUUAUAUAAUAAGCAAGCUUAAAAAGAAUAAGAGGAAUUAAAAAGGGUUUAAGAAGAAAAAUAAAGAAUUAGAAGCAUUUAGUUAUAUUAAUUCAUAAAUUCAAUCAAAAUAAUAUAGAACUAAACUUUAAGAGAUAUUAAGGAAUCUACUGAUUAGAUGAAAAUAUAUUUAAUACAGAUCUAUUAAUAUAGGAAACAUUGAAUGAAAGUGAACCAUAACACUUAGUUGUUAUUUAAGAAUAAAUUAGAGUAACUGAAACUGAAGAAGAUGAAAAUUAAUUCAGUAAUUAAAUUACUUCAAAUCAUAAAUUAUCUAAAGAAGAUUAAUAUAAAAGAUAAUCAUUUACUAUAACUCUUGUAUAAAAAGAUUUUCAAGAUGAAACAACUAAAAGUCUUAUUAAAAAGAUAGAACUGUAAUAAAAUUCCUCAAAUAAAAAUAAUAAUUAUUUUUAAUUAUAUAAACAGAUUGAGGAUUUAGAAAUUUUGUAUAUGGAUUAUGGAAAUCUAAUUGAAAAUGCUCUAAUAUAAAUGAAAAAUUGUAACAUGGUUUGA